GUGAUUUUGCCUAUAUCAGGUUACUCGCAUCUCAUGAGAGUAACAUGCCAUGUGAGUUUUACUAUGUCAGAUUACUCGCAUUACAUGAGAGUAACAUGUCCAGUAAGUUGGCCUAUGCCAGGUUACUCGCAUCACACUAUGUCACAUAAAUGCGAGUAACGUGGCGGCUGAUAUCGGCCAUCGUAGUAUCGAGCUAGUGAGAGGCUACAUGGGUGAGGGAGGACACAUCUAUAGCUGAAAUCUACAUGGUUCGUGGAUAGAUGAAAUAUACACCACUACAACUCUGGGUUCUGUAUUUAUUCAGUACCAAUAACCAGCAGAGCUCCGGAGACAACAUAUAUUCAACAACCAGAGCUGUGGACAGCACCCGAGAUGUUGAAGAGUCUUUGUCGUAGGCGUCUGCUGACUGUGAUAUCAAGAUGCUCAUCUGUCCAAUUUACAGGGCAAAAAGGACCUUCUGUUCCCCUGAUCACUUCGCCACCUUGUAAUGCCAGUCGACGUCAUGGACGCCAUCAAUCUUUCUCAGUUAGGACACCAAGUUUUGACAAAGUUGCCGAAACGGCCAGUGUAAGCGACUGCGGACAUAAUGUAAAGAUUGCAUGGGAUAACGGCAGUGAGUCCAGAUUCCAUGCUGUGUGGUUGAGGCAUCAUUGCCCUUGCCAAGAAUGUUAUUCUACCACAGUCAACCAAGUGUUGAUUGAUAUAGACAACCUACCGCUUGAGAUCAAAGCGACGGGCGUCAGAAUAACUGAAAAAGGCAGAGUGCAGAUAGAUUGGGAUGAUGACCACACUGGAGAGUUUGCUUCAGCUUUUCUGAGGAAGUAUUGUUACUCACAUAACAGUUUAGCAGAGAAAAAAACUUCCAUAAAGACAUCGUUAUACAAAGAGUCUUCAUUGCCGUGUGUCAAGUGGGCUGACUGUGAAGCUGAUGAAAAAUAUGUUUAUAGGUGGCUGAAAGAUAUAAAUGAACAUGGACUAGCAAUGGUUAACGAAGUUCCUACAACAAGUAACAUGUUAACAGAGUUCAUUCCAAAACACUUGGCGCCACUUCUUGAUAAUACGUAUGGAAAGAUCUAUGACGUCAUCGUUAUGGAGGAUCCAACUAAUUUGGCUUACACGCGGACUAAGUUACAGUUCCAUAUGGAUUUGCCAUAUUACGAGUCAGCCCCUGGAAUACAGUUUCUUCAUUGCCUAAAAUUUGAUGACAGUCUCCUUGGAGGAGAAACUAUCUUUGUCGACAUGUUUGCAGUUUGUGAAGAAUUCCGACACACAAGUCCAACUGAGUUUAAAACGCUUUGUUCUGUCCCGUGUACGUUUGUCAGGGACCAUGAAUCAAGAGAUGAACCAAUACACCUGCUGAUCCAAAGACCAAUCAUCAACCUGAACAACGAGGAAGAGGUAAUUGGAGUCUUUUGGAACCCAGGUGUAGUUGGCGUAUUGGAGGUCCCAGAGGAUGACGUAGCCGACUAUUACAGGGCGUACCAGUUGUUUGCAAGAGCCAUUUCCAACUUCCACACAAAAAAUGAAGUCCGACUCAAGCCGGGAGAUUUAGUUGCUUUCAACAACAGGAGAAUGGCACACAGUCGGAAUGCUUUUACAUAUGGAAGUGGUGAACGUCACUUUCAGGGUUGCUAUGUAAACAUCUGCGAGUAUAAAAGCCGUCUAGUCAGUCUCACUAAGAAAUACGGAGAUGUAUCAACAAUCAAGCGUGUUGGUAACAUGGAUUGGAUGUAAAUUCAAGCGUGCCGGUACCAUGGACUAGAUGCAAAAUCAAGCGUGUCGGUGACAUGGAUUGGAUAUAAUAUCAAGUGUAUCGUUAACAUGAAUUUGAUCUAAAUCAAGUGUGUCGGUAACGUGGCUUGUAUAUAAAAUCCUCCUUACACGGAAACACUAUAUUAUAGAAGCAGUAGACGUGUUAAAAACAUGGAUAUAAAUCAAGACAAAGAGGUGAAAUAAGAUCAAAACUUUUAGUACACUAUAUUUUCAUAUACAAUAUUACCUAUAGAUCCUGCCGAUCCGCCUAACCUAAUAUACUAACAAUUUACAUAUACAUACUACAGAUAAAUGGAGUAAUUUUGGCCACAGCAACAUGAAGCAGGAUCCAAGGGGGUCCAGAAAAUGCAACGUACCGGUAAAUGGCGGUGAUAGAAGGUCAUCUCUAGGUCAUACAAGCACUGAACAGCCCGAUGAGAAUCAUGGUCAUUUUUUCGUUUUAACUACAUGUACAACUAGCAGCUAUAGAUCCGGAAUAAGAUAUGACAUAGUGAUACAAUAAUCCUAAUUAAUAUUAAUGUCAUUUGUAACGUGGGACAAGACACUAUUCCAAUUAAAUCAGAACUCUUUCAUAAGAGUACUCGCUAUUUCGUGUGUAUAGUACAUCAAUUGUAUGGAAUUGUAUAUAUGUGUAAAAUAGAUUUAUGAUGAUGCAAUA
This is a messenger RNA of Pecten maximus, 2431 nucleotides long. Its product is annotated as gamma-butyrobetaine dioxygenase-like. The coding region runs from base 373 to 1734 and encodes 453 amino acids. Gene Ontology annotation, cellular component: mitochondrion. Gene Ontology annotation, molecular function: oxidoreductase activity. The transcript has 16 exons. The record is from RefSeq and is a predicted model, not a curated record. Lineage: Eukaryota; Metazoa; Mollusca; Bivalvia; Pectinida; Pectinidae. Gene Ontology annotation, biological process: carnitine biosynthetic process.